GUUCACUAAUCCUUAUACAAGCCUCUUUACACGAAAACUGAUAGUAUUCUGUCCAUUCUAAAGACCCAGGACCAGUGAUAGAAUAUAUUUAUCUGGAGUGAUACCCUCACCAUUCUCAUAAACUAUGUCUCGUCCAGUUUUACGCUCGCUACAGCUAUUGGGCUCGCGCAACGCACACAAUCUACACCACACUUCUCCAAUCCGGCCUCACGUUACGCCACACGCCACCCACCGCCGCGCUUUCAGUGGGCCAGCUCUCAUCCUAAGCAUCACAGGAAUCGCUCUCACAUCCUACACCCUUGGGUCCCUCUUCCCUCCAACUCUUCUCACUUUCCUAUCCCCACGCAUCGCACCGCCACCACCCGACCCAUCACACCCCGAUGCAAUUUCCUACGUCGAGUCCUUAGAAGAAACUUUGCAAUCCCUUCCACUUCUAUUACAACACCGAGAGGCAACGGAAGCGGCGGGAGAAGAUUGGUAUGAGACGAGACCAUAUUUGAAGGUUCCGGAGGAGAGGAGAGUGAAUAGUUUGACGGCGGGGGCGUUGAGGGGACCGGGAAGGUUGGCCUUACCGCCGUUAGUGAGGGCGAAGAGAGACGAGAGCGAGGGAUGGGUGUUCGUGCAUGUGGGGAGAGGACUGUGUGGACAUGAUGGAGUUAUUCAUGGAGGUUUGUUGGCGACGUUGUUAGACGAGAGUUUGGCGAGAGUGGCCAUCCUUAACCUCCCGGAGAAGAUCGGUGUAACUGCAAGGCUUAACAUCAAUUAUAAAGCUCCAACGCUCGCAGACCAGUUUAUCGUCUUGAAGAUCAAGUUAGUCGAGGCCAAAGGCCGCCGGACAAAAGUCGUAGGCACGGUCGAAGACCUGUCCGGCAAAUUACUCGUAGAAGCAGAUGCCCUCUUCGUCCAGCCCCGCUACGCACAACUUCUGAACUCAUCUGCCAUCGCCAAGGUCAUGGGCGAGCCUGGAGAUGGUGUGCGCGUACCUGGCAAGAUCGGUGCUGAUAAGUCUGGAGGGGAGGGGAGAAGAGAAGUGGGGGAGGCUAUGAUGGAGGGUGAGGGCGAGUCGAAGAAUGGAGUUAACGGUUUGGGGAACAAGGAGGCGGGAGAGAUCGCCCCGAGCGGACAGGGGAAGUGGUGGAGGUUCCGAUAGCGCGCAUAGGACUGGCCCAACAGUCCGAGAAUUAUAUUGCGCUUCUUCCUGGCUUAAUCACCGCCUCGGUCCCUCCUAUACUUGGAGUAUCUAGUUCUCCAAGCGCGUCAAUACGACGCCCAGAACUGUGUGGGCCACAAUGCUCAACACCGUCGGGGCCACUGAUGGCAGGUUUGAUUUGCGUCGGCAAAUGCCGAGCAUUGUGGCCCCCGAACCCGCAAGUGAUGAUAAGAAUUCCUCCGCAC
Stereum hirsutum FP-91666 SS1 is the source of this 1395-nucleotide messenger RNA. RefSeq names its product Thioesterase/thiol ester dehydrase-isomerase. The transcript has 5 exons. The record is from RefSeq and is a predicted model, not a curated record. The coding region runs from base 125 to 1150 and encodes 341 amino acids. NCBI's taxonomy places the organism in Eukaryota, Fungi, Basidiomycota, Agaricomycetes, Russulales, Stereaceae.